AUGUCCUCGACCUCCUCUGGCAAGAGCAAGCCGUGGUCUUUCACUCUUACUCCGUCCGCGUCCAGAGCAACGACGACGUCGGGGACACACGCGGCGCAGGUUACCUUUGUUCCCGGCGUGGUGUUCGACAUGACGCUCGCGGGCGGAAACGACGACCAAGCCGUCUACUCGCUUCCCAUGACAUUUGGCCACGACCUGGCCAGUGGAGCGGCGGCACGGAAGCGCGCGCCAACAACGCCCACGUCUGCUCAGACGAUCAACAUGCUCGUGGACUUGGGAUCGUCAGACAUGUGGAUCGCGUCGAUGACCUGCACGUCCACGGACUGCAAGGAAGCGCCCGCGCUCUUCAAUGAUACUCACUCGCUUGACAGUGGCACCCCACUCGGCCUCGAUUUCCACGUUGGCAGCGUCGGCGGCAACAUCAUGUGGGAGCAGGUCACUGUCGGCGAGUUUGGUAUAGGCUAUCAGGCCAUGGUCACGGCUAAGGAGGUGUAUAACGAGAAUCUCGGCGAAGGCAACUUUACCGGCCUCUUGGGUCUUGCCUUGCCGGCCAACUCGGUCAUCACCCAGACGAUCCCCGGCACGACAGGCUCGUCACCCGACGGUGCGACGUUUCUGGACAACCUCUUCGGCGCGGGAGCAUCGGCGCCGACGAAUCGUUACUUCUCGCUGUCACUUGAGAGGAGCGAGGAUGUGCGGACUGUCUCGAGCUUCGGGAUAGGCGAGGUCGAUUCGCGUGUCUGUCCACCACCAUGUGCACCCAAGUGGCUGCCUAUCCUCGCCCAGCCCUCAAGGGGCCGCACCGGCUACCUGCACUGGCGACUGCCACUGGAAAGUAUCCACGCAACAUUCUUCGACGACCCCAAGAACGGGAUUGGGCCCACAACGCAACCUAUCCCAUUAGGGUCAACAAGGACGGACGCAAACUCCACGACACCAGUUGCGGUCCUCGACUCGGGCGGUGUGGGGAUCCUUGUCAACAACCUCGACAUGCUAAAUGCCAUCUACGGGGCUUUCGGCGUCAAGGCUGACUCUGACGGCAAAUACCGCCUGCCAUGCAACACGCCUCUGACAUUGACAUUCACGUUCGGCGGUACCGACUACCCCGUGCAUCCGCUGGACAUGAGCUACAUUGACACGGCGGACCAGAGCCUUUCCCGGUGUCUGGGUGUUCUGCAGUACGCCGAUCUGCAGAAUCGUGGUGACUUCGUCCUCGGCUCGUCGUUCCUCAAGAACGUCUACUCGAUCUACCAAUACCCCGACCAGAAGCUCAACCCGACAUCGUGGCAGCCAACUGUGGGCAUGUUUCCGCUCACGGACGCGGCACUGGCAUCUCGUGACUUCUGGCUGGUGCGAGAUGAGCGCCAGCCUCUUAGUGGUGUCUCGUCUGGCUCAGCUGGCGGGAACGGCAACGGCGCGCAGAGUGCCGCCGCAAACGCCGGACAGAAGCGCGUCGCGACGUCUACUAUCAUUGCCGUCUGCUCGGUGCUGGGCUUCUUGGCCAUUGCCGCUGGUGCAUACUUUGCCUGGUGGUUCUGGAAUCGUCGCCGUCACGGCAAGGCUGGUGUCGUCGAGUACAAGAUGGCUGAGGUGGAUCCUGGGAGUGACACCCCUCCCAUGCGAACCCGCAAGCACGUCGAGACCAUGCGGCAGAAGAGCAUGGUCGAUGGCUACUCUGACAUGGACUUCGACAGCUACGACUCCACCACUGCCGGCACCUCCAUUAGUGGCAUGCAGCUAGUCACUGGGGACAACGACAUCCAUCGCCUUGGUGAGACCUUCUCGGACCACGCACGCGGGUCAAGCAUACACCAGGGCUUACUGGCGGCCGGUGCCAGUUCUCCACCCAUGUCGCCCACGGCUCCUUCGAUGCCCGGCAUGCCGCGCGCUGUUUCAGAGCCGCUCGACCUGCGGAGACAACGCACGCGUAGCAGCGGCUACCUCCUCUCGCCACCAAUGACAACCGGCCGCCUCGUCGAUGUUCCUCCUAUGCCUGCGUCGCCACCGUCUGCGCGGUACAGCCUGGCGCCCAGUUUGACAAACCGUAGCUCGAUGACCAUGAUGGGCGCGUACCCGUCGCACACGCGCGCGAUGAGCUCGGUGAGCGUCGUCACAAGCGGCCCACGGAUGACCGAGUAUGACUACUUUCCCGUGUUCUCUGAUACGACGACCGCGGCAGGCGCCGGGCACGAUCAGCGGCGCUCCUCACACCACAGCGAUAGGCGUUCGUCCCGGGGGAGCGGGUUCAACCCGACACCAUAA
Molecule: messenger RNA, 2262 nt
Organism: Cutaneotrichosporon cavernicola
Lineage: Eukaryota; Fungi; Basidiomycota; Tremellomycetes; Trichosporonales; Trichosporonaceae
Exons: 5
Coding region: 1-2262 (753 amino acids)
Biological process (GO): proteolysis
Molecular function (GO): aspartic-type endopeptidase activity
Source: RefSeq, a predicted model, not a curated record